This is a messenger RNA of Varroa destructor (honeybee mite), 6941 nucleotides long. It is a transcript of the gene SPoCk, whose product is annotated as secretory pathway calcium atpase. The record is from RefSeq and is a predicted model, not a curated record. NCBI's taxonomy places the organism in Eukaryota, Metazoa, Arthropoda, Arachnida, Mesostigmata, Varroidae. Gene Ontology annotation, cellular component: membrane. Gene Ontology annotation, biological process: calcium ion transport. Gene Ontology annotation, molecular function: ATP hydrolysis activity; ATP binding; P-type calcium transporter activity.
UAUCGCUGCGUGCGCUAGAUUGGCUCGUUCUAAACGUCACACAAUCGAAAUCCGCUAAGCAAAAAUAUAACUUUUUUUUUCUAUUGGCGGUUGUAUUCUUUUAAAGUGCAAAAUGGCUUACGUUAGGACAUGUUAGCCUUUCGUGUUUUUUUUUAGAUACGUGAGAGCAAACGAUUUUUAAGUGUUGUAUUUUCCCAUGUCCGUACUUCAAGAAACGCUCAAUUGUCACUUGUACAUCUACGAUACUUAUAUUUUUUAAAAAUAUCAGAACAUUAUGCACAUUGUUAAAUCUCUAUGAACUUAAGACUUCUAACGCUGCAUAAAACAUGACCAUUUAAAAAGGUGGGGGUAAAAACGAGAUGUUUGGAGCGCGAAUGUUUGCUAUAUUAGACGAUGUACUUUCUAGAUAAGAAAAGGACAAAGUUGCACCGACAAAAUAUUUACUUGAUUCCGUUCUUGCAAAUGUUGGACACAGUAUAGUGGUUUUGCUGUUAUUUCUAGUAAUUCCUGUGGCUCUCUUUUCCUUAUUGCGCUUCUACACCGGCCGAAACAUACAGUUUGAUGCGCACAGGAUAAAGCAAGAGGACCUUGUAAAAUGAUUAAGCUAAACGAAAUUAGCCAUGGCUACAAAAGACGACAGGGACAAGAUGUCCUCAAUAGCCGGCCUGUUUGAAACGAAAGCAAUAAUGUGUGAAGCCGACGAUGGCACCCGAACCAAUGAAUAUAGCGAGUUAUAGCAGAAUCAGGUGACCUUAAAUUCUGUCAACAGGUAUCUCGAUGACAUUUUUUGUAUGUGCCGCCGAAGACAUAAAGCCAAAGCCCUCGAUCACGGCCAAUGGCUGCCGGACCACGGGAAGCAGUUGCGUGAAUGACGUACUGUUGGAGACCACCGCAAAAAUAAGACUAGUCAGAAUGAAGUCCGGACAGGCAGCCAGACUCGACUUUCAUGAGGUUGCUCGUGAACUGGGUGUGGACGACCUGACACGAGGCCUCAGUUGGUCGGAUGCUAAUCGCCGCCUGCAUCAAUUUGGCCCUAAUGAAUUUUGCAUGGCUUCUCAAGAAUCGCUGUUUACAAAGUACCUCGAACAGUUCCAGAACCCCCUUAUAUGCUUGUUGUUAGCCUCUGCCCUCGUGUCGAUUCUCAUGGCACAGUAUGACGACGCUGUAUCGAUCACUGUAGCGAUAGUUAUCGUCGUCUCCGUUGCCUUCGUUCAAGAAUAUAGGUCCGAGAAGUCAUUAGAAGAAUUGUCAAAACUUGUAGCGCACACCUGUGCUGUCUUACGGGACGGCCAGGUCGAACAUAUGGCGGCACGAAAUCUCGUACCGGGUGAUGUAGUGCUUCUACAAAUCGGCGAUCGUGUGCCUGCAGAUGUGCGACUAUUCCACUGCAAUCAGUUGCAAAUCGAUGAGAGUAGUCUAACGGGUGAAACGGAACCAGCAGCAAAGCACAGCGAAGCUCUACCUAAUUCAGCCGGCUCCGAUGUGUCAUCUAAGGCGAGUAUCGCUUUCAUGGGUACACUGGUGCGGUAUGGCAAUGGCCGAGGUGUCGUGAUCAAUACUGGCGAGCAGUCAGAAUUUGGUGAUAUUUUCCGAAUGAUGAAAGCAGAAGACUCACCAAAAACACCUUUACAACGAAGCAUGGAUUCGCUCGGCAAGCAGCUGAGUGUGUAUUCGUUUGCCAUUAUUGGUGUCAUUAUGCUAGUAGGGUGGCUGCAGGGGAGACCCUUAGUGUCAAUGUUCAAUAUCGGCGUGUCGUUAGCUGUUGCGGCAAUUCCUGAAGGACUACCGAUUGUAGUCACAGUUACACUCGCACUUGGAGUAAUGCGAAUGGCUAAGCGGAAGGCCAUUGUGAAAAAACUACCCACGGUUGAGACUUUGGGAUGCGUGAACGUAAUCUGCUCUGACAAAACUGGUACACUCACGAAGAAUGAGAUGGCGGUAACUGAUGUGAUUACUGCGGACCUUAACCGUGUUCAGCUUCGAGACGGCCAUCACGCUAUAUCCGAGACAGUUCAUGAUCUUCAGAACGUUAGAGAGGUUCUUAAAUGCGGCGCCAUCUGUAACAACGCCGAUAUUGUUUCCGGCAUGGAGCUACGCGGCCAGCCAACAGAAAGCGCGCUACUAUUGGCUGCAGAUAAAAUGGGAGUUUAUGAUAUAAGAAAUGAUUAUGUAAGGGACGAAGAGAUUCCGUUCAGCAGUGAGACAAAAAUGAUGUUAGUUCGUGUCCAUCCCAGGGUGAGUCCAGACGAACACUUCAUAUUUGCAAAGGGUGCGCUUGAAGUCGUGUUGGAACGAUGCACUCAUAUCUACUUGCAACGCACUUGGCAUCCAUUAAUAGCUGAGCAACGUAACGUACUCUUAGAAGAAGGGCGACGGUUAGCUCGUCAAGGCCUUCGUGUCUUGGGCGUGGCCAGUGGACAGGAUCCUCGAAGCAUGGCUUUCAUUGGUAUGGUAGGCAUUUUGGAUCCUCCUCGACCGGGUGUCAUGGAAUCUAUACAGACAUUGCAAAACUGUUCCGUUGACGUUAAAAUGGUAACGGGCGACGGAUUAGAGACUGCUCAGGCUAUUGCAAACCGCAUUGGACUUCGACCAGGGCGAGCCGUUUCUGGAUACGACAUUGAACGUAUGGACGAACUACAACUUGCAAACAUCGUCAAGGAUGUAGCCGUAUUCUAUCGCACGGGCCCUGCACAUAAACUGCGUAUUGUUAAGGCGCUUCAGAGUAAUGGAUUAAUCUGUGGAAUGACCGGGGAUGGAGUGAACGAUGCUGUGGCUCUCAAGAAGUCAGAUAUUGGGAUCGCAAUGGGGCGUCAGGGCACCGACGUAUGCAAGGAGGCAGCUGACAUGGUCUUACUUGAUGAUAACUUCUCAACCAUGAUGGCAGCCAUAGAAGAAGGAAAAGCCAUAUUUUACAACAUACGUAAUUUCGUUCGUUUCCAAUUGUCAACUUCGAUAAGUGCACUCUCUUUAAUUGCAAUUUCUACUUUGAUUGGUAUUCCAAAUCCGCUGAAUGCCAUGCAGAUCUUGUGGAUUAACAUCAUUAUGGAUGGCCCUCCAGCACAAUCGCUCGGUGUCGAACCGGUGGACCAUGACGUAUUAAAUCAGCCUCCGCGAGACACAAAAAAGCCAAUGAUCGACCGAGGACUCGUAAUCAAUGUACUUCUGUCAGCUCUUAUUAUUAUAACUGGCACGCUCUAUGUAUUUAAACGGGAGAUGAGUGAUCAGGUGGUGACACGCCGAGACACUACGAUGACAUUUACGUGCUUCGUGUUUUUCGACAUGUUCAACGCGUUGUCAUGUCGCUCGCAUACUAAAUCGGUGUUCCAAAUUGGUCUGUUGUCGAACAGACCCUUCUUAUUCGCUGUAAUUUUUUCUUUAGCAGGGCAAAUGGCUGUAAUCUACGCCCCUCCCCUGCAAUACGUUUUUCAGACGGCACCACUCUCAGCAUUCGAUAUCUUGGAACUUCUUUGUGUUUCUAGUACUGUAUUCAUAUUCAGUGAAGCGAAAAAGUACUUUGAAAGGACGUCACUGUCGAAAAGGACAAACGACCAACUACCUAACAAAAUAACCGGAUCACAAAAGCCAUACUGCGAUUUUGUGUAAGAGGAUACUUUCCAAAGCUGUGUAAAGGAUGAUCAAUGCUUACUACUUAUGCUCUAAUGAGGAGCAUAAAUACUGCUCAUUAGGGUCCCAUUAGAUUCGAUAUCACGAUAACAGUUGUGCUGUUUAUAUAAAAACACCAGCAUUUCAUGUAAAAAACUUACUUUUCAAUACGAAAUUCGAGUUCCUAGAACGCAUCAUUACAGGGAACAAUGCAUGGUAAUAGUUUGAAUUUCAAAAAAGGAGGUGGGUAUUGUACUAACAUUCAGCAGAGGAAUCAUCAAGCGGGUCGAGGGAUUCGGGUUCACAUAGCUUUGUUAUUUGGAUCUUGAGUCUCUGAUAGGCAUGAGAAGAGAGGCGUGUCGCUACUCAUUACGUAUGACUCGGCUGCCCAAAAUUUUUUUGUGGUAAAUUUUGCUAAGGAAAUUAAAACACAUUAAGUGUAAAAGUGAUAAUUGGAGGACGUCGUAGUAAGAUGUGGAAACGGCUAACUCUAGCAAGAUGUUCAAUGCAAACGUUCUAUAUAAAGACACGCAGACGUACAUACAAAACGGAACGGCAAAAAAACAAGUACGCGCGUAUCCAAAUGAUGCAGUAAACAGAAGUGAGCGAUCCAAUUAUUUAAAGGAAAGUGGGUGCUGAAAUGGAUAGUAUUCUGUGACGGUAUGAAUAUGCAGGUAUUUUAGCGGAAAUUGUACGAUAAAUGAAUUUUACGCAUUUCAAAUGUUCACCUGCGAACUUCUCCAUGGAAUGUCAGAUUCGGCAUGAAACACGUGUCUGACUAUACUUAUGAAGCGGAAGUUAUUAACUUAUCAUUAUUAUUACAUGGCCAUGGUUCAAGAAUCUCACAUAGUUAACUAAAAGCUUUUUGCAGCCAUCUUUAAAACGCAGUAAAAUUUUUACUGAUUAUAUGGUCUUAGCUCAUUUGAUAAUUAUUAUUCCUUAUAUUACGGGCAGCAACCAUUUAGAGCACAUUGAUGAAGACAUGUAUAUAUACAUAUAUAUGGACGAUUGCAAACCGAAUCGGCAAGUCAGGUGCUUAGAUUCUAGGUAGAGAGUGUUCCGGAAUUUACGCAUUCCUAUGGAAGCUUAAGGUUUCAGAGUUUCAAAACAAUCCUCCCAUAUAAAAUUUCUUCUUCCUCCCUGUAAAUUAAUUCCUGUAUAUUAUCUGACUUUUGAAAAAAAGAACAAAAGUUUUAUACGAAUGUAUAUCUUAAAAGACACCGAUCUUAAAUAUUAGUAGGUAAAUAACAUUUCAACCAGAGCUUGAACACCUCUAAAAACCUGUUAAGACUCUUCUUUUUUUGUUGUUCUGAAAUAAACAGUAUAUCCAAAUUUGUAUCGACGCGAAAAUUAAUCGAAGUUUGACUGUAAAAAAAAUAACAAUGUUAUUUUUUUACAGUCAAACUUCGAUUAAUUUCCUAUAUAAUUGGGUAACUUUCAAUUUAUUAGCUUGUCAUAAAAAGCAUUUUCUCUUGCACUAGGAAUGUCCUUUUUAGCUGGACUACAAUCAACACUUUUGGUACUUGAGCCAACAUAUGAAUCAGCUACAAAAAUGUCGAAAAUAUUUUAGAAUUUUUAAUUAUCGCUGACAAAACUUGACCAAUAAUUUGAAUGGUUUAAAUGAGUUUAUUAGUAGAUGUACAACAAAAAUCGAUACAGAAGAUACAGCUUGUAAACAUAAUCAAAAUCUUAUAGAGCACCUCAAGGCUCUGAGAAAUUUUAUAUGCAUCAAAAUAUACAGUAACCAAAAAACGAUUUGUGGCUUUUGUUUGCAAAAGUGCGUACGAUUAUUUAAAAAUGGGACCAAACGUUUGUUUGCCUCAUAUUGUCUAAAGGAUCAUUGCUCGUCGAUAAUACUGCAGCAACAGGUCGGGCAUCCUCAUAAAGCAUACCGUUGCUGCAUUACAAGCGAAGAUACGAAUUAUGAUGGAGGCGGUCGACGAUCACUAAGUAGCGCCUUCAUAAACUUUGACCAAAUAUUACUUAUCAAAAUUUUGAUUGACUGCCAAAAGGGUAUUUCUCACCAAGGACAUGUGUCAUUCACGAUAACUGAGUAAAGAGGAUGCCUGACGCCAAAAUACCCAACCUGUUGAUUUUGUCUGGAAUCGUCCAGAAUGGAAUGUGAGUUGGAAUGACAACUUAUUUUUUUAGUAUACGAAAUUCGGAAUACAUAUCCGUUUUAGAUGCUUAUUGUGCAUGCCGGUAUGUUCUUAGUGUUUUUUUUGUACAUAUAAUAAUGCCAUUUUAUAGUUUUUGAAUAGAUUUGAAUUUGAACAGGCUCAUACCAUGUAAAAAUUUUGAUAUUAAAGAAACGAUUUUUAAGGUAUUAAUAUCUGUCUUAUAUUGGCAAUUUUUUAUAUUCUAAACAUAAAUUAUCCAUAAAUGGCAUAUUUAAUUUUAAAAUCAGGAUUAGUUUCGUGCAAACAAAUUGCAUUUGUGUGCAACUUCCACAAAUAUAACACCAGACUCACAAUUCAAUAUCGUGCAAUCAGUGUUUCUGAUCCUAUAAAGCACAAUUUCAUGUAGAUUCAUCAAGCUAUACUGUGCUUGCAGUUGCAGUUAUAGUCAUGAUUGUAAUGAGCUCCGGAGCAGUAUCAGAAGUUUUGCAUUUCGUGGUUUGCUGAUCUGGCCUACAAGUGUGUAAAGUUUGAAAAUUAUUCUUCAAGCUUUCCUGUUAAGGCUAUCAGAAUUCAAUAUAGUUUUGAAAUAAUUUGCCCGAACAUUUUGAGAAAAUAUGGAAGGCAUAUUAACAAGUGUGUUUAAAGGCUUAUAUGCCCUGCAUAAAUUACUCAUGGUAAUGUCGACCUGAAUGUGCAUGUAAUAAUAGGUGAUUAUUAUGAUAGUGGAGAUUAUGAUAAUGAUUAAGUGAUACUCGAAGACUAUAGGCACAAUAAUUGACUAAUUUCAAUAUCAUUAAAACACUAAUACGGAAACAAACGCAAUUGAGACAUGAUAGUAUAAGCCAUUUCAUAUCUUUGGGUGUUUAUUUUUGCAAACGGAGAGAGACUGUACAGAGUUGAGACCAAUAAUAUAAUAAAUAUAGAUAAAUAUGCAUUCAUAAUGAAUUUCAAUUUUUAAGAUGCAUAUUUUCACGUAAUUUAGAAAGGUUGCAUUAGAAAGGUUGAUACAUUGGUGGACGUGCUCUGUUUGCGUCGUUUAAACUAGUGAAGAUAGAUCGACGAAUUAUUGUACUCGUAAAGAAUUCGUUAAAUAUAUUUCGAUGUAAUUCAAUUUAAAUAUAAUUUGGUUUACUUUCGUACAAGUAGAUAAAGCCAUCACAUCUACACCGAUAUGUCUCGAACGAUCAUUCUUGUACAUUGACAACGAUCCGGAAAAAA